This is a messenger RNA of Recurvomyces mirabilis, 294 nucleotides long. It is a transcript of the gene RPS25, whose product is annotated as 40S ribosomal protein S25. Gene Ontology annotation, molecular function: structural constituent of ribosome. The record is from RefSeq and is a predicted model, not a curated record. Bases 1 to 294 code for a protein of 97 amino acids. The transcript is spliced from 3 exons. Gene Ontology annotation, cellular component: cytosolic small ribosomal subunit. NCBI's taxonomy places the organism in Eukaryota, Fungi, Ascomycota, Dothideomycetes, Mycosphaerellales, Teratosphaeriaceae.
AUGGCACCCGCAGCAACAGGAGGCAAGAAGCAGAAGAAGAAGUGGUCCAAGGGAAAGGUGAAGGACAAGGCUGUCCACGCCGUCAUCCUCGAUAAGAACACCUCGGAGAAACUGAACAAAGACGUCCAAUCCUACCGCCUGAUCACCGUCGCCGUGCUGGUCGACAGACUGAAGAUCAAUGGCUCGCUUGCACGAAGAGCGCUGAAUGAUUUGGAGGAGAGGGGUGUGAUCAAGAAGGUCGUUGCGCAUAGUGCUGGCAACAUCUACACACGCGCUGUUGGCGGUGGAGACUAG